UCAAUUCUCUCCACAUAAGCAUCCACAGUCAACAUACAUAUUUACGAACAUAAAACAAGAACCCCUCUCUCUCUCUCUCUCUCUCCCCUCAUAUUCAUGGCUAAUAUUGCCGCGGCAACAAAGCAAUGCCUUGGUCGUUUAAUGGACUCAGAAUCAUUCAAAUGUAGCAUAUCUUCUUCUACUAAUAACUUACCCACAAGUCUCUGCUACUCCAACAAUAUUCGCUUUCCUCCUAACCAAAGGAAUCAGUUGCGUGUAAUGUCCAUGAAUGGUUGCAAAGGAGACCCCCACUUUUUACAGAAUUUGCCGUUAGGCACCAUUGAAACGCGUACUUUCCCAGUAGUCCCUUCUCAUGCACUGGCUUUGGAGAGGCUUUGCUCCACCAUUUCGGAAUUGAAGUCCGACCCACCUCCUAAUUUCACCUCUGGAAUUUUACGUCUCCAGGUUCCAAUUCAGCAGCAAAUUGAUGCAAUUGAUUGGCUCCAUGCCCAAGACCAGCUUCUUCCACGCUGUUACUUCUCUGGUCGAAGCCAAACCCAAAAUUCCAAUAUCUUUCUUGAUAUCACCAAUGGGAAUGGGAAUGGGAAUCGCAAUGUCAUUGGGAAUGGGAAUGGGAGUGGCCACAACCAGUGGGCGUAUCGUAAUCUGGUCAGUGUUGCUGGUGUGGGCUCCGCAGUCUUUUUCAGGCAGCUCCAUCCAUUUUCAUACAGCCACUGGAAGUCCAUUAAGAGGUUCCUCUCUAGAGAAUGCCCUCUAAUUCGUGCUUACGGGGUCAUCCGUUUCGAUGCAAGAUCCAACAUGUCGCCCGAAUGGGAGGCUUUUGGUUCAUUUUACUUUAUGGUUCCUCAGGUUGAGUUUGAUGAGUUUGAACAUAAUUCGAUGCUUGCUGCAACCAUUGCGUGGGAUGAUGCCCUUUCAUGGCCAUGGCAAAAGGCAAUCAAUGAACUUCAAGCUACACUUUGCCAGGUCUCUUCGAAGGUUGUAAAAUUACGUAAAGAAGCUCCCAGGACAUUCAUAUUGAGCAACAAUAACAUCCCAAGCAAGAAAUAUUGGGAUCUUGCUGUUAACCGGGCUUUACAGAAAAUAAGCAGAAGUGACUCAGCACUUACUAAGGUUGUGCUGGCACGAAGCAGCAGAGUAGUGACUGCUACUGAUGUUGAUCCUAUAACAUGGCUAGCUUGCUUACAGGUUGAAGGCGAAAACGCUUAUCAGUUUUGCCUUCAGCCACCUGAUGCACCUGCUUUUAUUGGAAACACGCCAGAGCAAUUGUUUCACAGAAAAUGGCUCGACAUUGAGAGCGAUGCCAUGGCUGGAACCUGCGCCAGAGGUGAAUCCAUGACUGCUGAUCUUCAGAUAGAACUUGACCUACUUUCCAGUCCCAAAUAUCAUCUCGAGUUUUCCAUUGUGCGAGAAAGCAUAAAGAAAAAGUUGGAGGAUGUCUGUAAUUUCGUGGUAGUUGACCCCAAGAAAGCAGUAAGAAAACUUCCAAGAAUCCAACAUUUGUAUGCCAAAUUGGCUGGCAGGUUAAGAAGUGAAGAUGAUGAGUUUGAGAUUUUGUCUUCUCUUCACCCAACUCCAGCUGUAUGUGGAUUUCCAACAGAUGAGGCACGGCUUUUGAUUGCUGAAACAGAAAUAUUUGACCGAGGAAUGUAUGCUGGCCCUGUUGGUUGGUUUGGAGGAGGAGAGAGUGAGUUUGCUGUUGGCAUAAGGUCAGCCUUAGUGGAAAAGGGUGUUGGUGCAUUGAUAUAUGCUGGGACAGGCAUUGUGGAAGGCAGUGAGGCAUCUUUAGAGUGGGAUGAGUUGGAACUCAAAGUUUCUCAGUACACUAAGUUGCUUAAACUUGAAGUUCCUCCGAGAAAAAAGGUUAAGGACUACUAGUUGAGAAUAUUCAUAAUCCUCUUACACGAUAAGGACAGAAAUAUUUUGGAUGACAAACUCUCCGGUUAUACCCUUCAUACGUCAGUUUUGAAUUGGUGGCAUUAAACGCCUCAUACUAUAUAGCCUCUCUCAUUGCUGAAGUUGAAGAGCACCCGAAAAGCGCAUGAGCCUCGUCUGAUACGUUGAAGGCUUGGCAGUGAUCACGCUGUUCAUCAAGAGGUCGGUGACCGGAUUGAAAAAAGAAUGCCAUUUGACAUGAGAUUGCGUUCUGAUCAGCGAAAUUCAAUGUCUUCCCCAAUGCUCUCUCAGGUGCAUAGUCCUUGCUCACCUAGACCGUUCCAAAAUGGGCACUAUCAUUUUCAUUGUCAUUAUUUUUCACUAGACUAGUGUAUAUGUUAGUAGUGUGAAUUUCAUUAUUAUUACCAUUUUUUUUUGUAACAACGAAUAGCUAAUUGGUCUACUGAUGUGUGACAAACAUUGAGAAACGUUUGUGUAUACACACGU
Molecule: messenger RNA, 2382 nt
Organism: Morus notabilis
Lineage: Eukaryota; Viridiplantae; Streptophyta; Magnoliopsida; Rosales; Moraceae
Product: isochorismate synthase 1, chloroplastic
Exons: 17
Coding region: 97-1878 (593 amino acids)
Biological process (GO): phylloquinone biosynthetic process
Cellular component (GO): plastid
Molecular function (GO): isochorismate synthase activity
Source: RefSeq, a predicted model, not a curated record